GGUGCAUUGUGGGAUAGUGGGACAGCGGCAGACAGCGGUUGGAGUCUGUGAGUGUUGUGGUCAUUUUCUGGGCCGUCCGUGGACAGCCGCGCCUCCAUGCAGCCGGACGGGAGCCGCGGAGGACAAUGGCAAACCCCUGUGCGGAUUUUACGCAGUGAAACGUCCCGCACGAGCUCUGCGCCAAAGGUGAUCGGCUCUAGACUCCGCCCGCCCCGCUGCCUCCCACCUGCUAUGCCUUACAUCAUCGCCGGCCAAUGACGUUCCCCCGGGGAUCAAUGUUUACCGAUUUCUGCCAAAACAUAGCCUCAUAGCCGCUCCUCUUUUUUGUAUCUCGCCAAAAAAAAAAACGGUCCUGCCACGGCGUCUUUUUGUACCGUCCCGUCUUCUUCUUAUCAUGAGAUUCCGGAUUUACAAACGGAAGGUGGUGAUCGUGUCCCUGGUGGUCAUCAUUUGCGGACUCGCCUUCUGGAGCAGCGGCCGACAGAAGAAAACUGACGUUGCCUUGUUUUCUAAAGAGGUGGAGGUAGUUCGAAGGAGCAGCGUUAUUGGUAGUAGUAGUAUUAGUAGUAGUAGUAGUAGCAGUAGUAGUAGCAUUAAAAACAAUAACGUACCAGCGCAAGCUACGCAAGCUGCCAGCAAACCCGCCGCCGCCGCCGCUGCGCUUCCUGUAGUCCAAAAUGAAACCCACUCGGAGAAAGAUAAAGAAGAGAAGUUACCCAAAGUCGACAAGUUCCUCAAGCCCGAUUUGGAUAAUACGACUUUAGUAUAUCGAGGUAUCGUUUUCCAGCUGAACUUUGACCAGAUUAUAAGAAACGAGGAGAAAUUUAAGGCGGCGCGGCAAAAGGAUGAUCUCGUAGUGGUGGUGCAAGUCCACAACCGCCCGGACUACCUUAAAUUGUUAGUGGACAGUUUACGCAAAGCCCGAGGAGUUGAAAGUUUACUGCUCAUCUUCAGUCACGACUUCUGGUCCCCGGAGAUCAACAAAGUGGUUUCGACGGUGGAUUUUUGCCAAGUUUUGCAGGUUUUUUUCCCGUUUAGCAUCCAGCUGUACCCGCACGAGUUCCCCGGGCACGAUCCGAGGGACUGUCCGCGCGAUAUACCCAAGAAAGACGCCUUAAAACUGGGAUGCAUCAACGCGGAAUACCCGGACUCUUUCGGGCACUACCGCGAGGCGAAGUUCUCCCAGACGAAGCAUCACUGGUGGUGGAAACUGCAUUUUGUUUGGGACAGAAUCCACGCGCUGAAAGAUCACAGAGGUUUGGUUCUUCUCGUCGAGGAGGAUCAUUAUCUUUCUGCCGAUUUUAUCCAUUUGUUGAAGCUCAUGUCGGGGUUAAAGAGGGAACAGUGUCCGGAUUGCGAUAUUCUGUCGUUGGGAAGCUACAGCCACAUCGGAUACUCGAGUAAAGCGAACAAAGUGGAAGUGAAACCGUGGAAGUCUACGGAACAUAACAUGGGAAUGGCUUUGAGCAGGGAGACUUACGAAAAACUCAUCAAAUGCACAGAUACCUUUUGCACGUACGACGACUACAACUGGGACUGGAGUUUGCAGCACUUAACCGUGUCUUGUCUACCGUCUUAUUGGAAAGUAAUGGUUAGCGAAGCUCCGAGAAUUUUCCACGCCGGAGACUGCGGAAUGCACCAUAAGAAAACAGCGUGCAUGCCGAUCAGCCAGAAAACCAAGAUCGAAAACAUCCUCCAAAGCAGCGGGAAUCAGCUGUUUCCCAAAAACCUCCUGCUCACGAAAAGGCUUCCUGGAAACGGCGCGGGGGGCGUGGCUCCGCAUGUGAAAAACGGCGGCUGGGGAGACAUCAGGGAUCAUGAACUGUGUAAAAGUUACGUUCGGUUACAAUGACCUUAUACUUGCUACGAUACGACACUGCAAAAGCUGAUUCUGAGUUUGAACGACAGGAGUUACAGGGGCGUCGGGCUGAGGGGGGCAGGAGGUGCUGUUUACCCAGGGGGCCAGUGCAGGGAGGGGGGCCCCUUUACGAAGUCGGUAAUGUGCGUUUUACAUUAGACAGCAUGCUGUUUGGGCCCUCAUGAUGAUUUGUACCCAGGGAACAAAAUUUAGCACUUCACCCCUGGGAUUUAAGUUUGGGAUUUGAGUUUUUUGCUGCGUUUGAAAAGAUUUAAUUUUGGUAUUUGAAGCGGAAAUAAUCUGUCUAUGAUUUCUGAUAUUUUUUGGUUCUUGGUCAAUAUUUUUUUGUUUUUUUAGUUCAACGAUUUCAACUAUCUAACAGUGAUUUUUAUGAUUACACUUUGUUUUAAUAAAUAAGAUUCUGUCCAAAGUUCAUUGACGAAACGAAUGAAAAUUAAACUGACAAACUAACACAAUAAAUACAUUUCAGAACAUGUUUGUACAGAUAUAAACGACAGGGUUAGACAUUUAUACGCAGAAUAAGACGAGAUUAUGAGACGUAAAAACUGCCACGUGUACGAUUCACUAAUUCUAAUUUCGAUUGGACUGCGAUUAAUCUUGCAGCCGUAUUAUUAAGCAUUUUAUUUUGAAAUUUAACCCUGGAGUAGUGGAAUAUUUAACACAAGACUGACACAUAAACUAGCAUCAUACUAACGUAAAAUAUUACACAACACGCCCUGGAAACACGACGUUGGAGUUAGCAUAAAACGUGACAUAACUUAAGUGAUGAUUUUCGCAGCUCAGAUUGGCAGAUUUAUUUUAAAAUUGUGGGGAAAAUACAUCUUGACACAGAGAACAAACCUCUUAACUGGUCUAAAAUGCAGAAAAGCGGCGUUACCUUCAACAACCUCGCUCCUGAUUGGCUCUUCGGUUGCUAAGAUACUCGUGGUCGGAGUUUCAAAUACAGAACUAAGCUCCAAAUCCGUUUGAACUUUUAUUUAUACAAAGUUGUUCUGUCGUUACUUGAGACAUAAUUAACAGCUCCAUAACUUAUUUGUAUCAGUUUUGUCUUGUUUUAGUUUCGUUUUGAGUAAAUAAAUGCCGUUUUCAGGUGUCUGCUGAUAUCAGGAGUCAGCAGAUACUUGCGUCCCUCGUCUAAACUCCUUAAAACACGAUGGAUUGUGUUGAUUCUGUCGUUAAAACUCGAUCUGUUUUUGCAGUGUGUUACUCUUUUGCAUCCCUUAUUAUGAAAAGCCUUUUAAAGUUUAUGAAUCCUCUUAUAUUGCCUGUUUUAUCGGACUGUUGAAAUAAAUCUGAAUGUUGACUUUUUGGCAUCUUUAACACAAACGUCUUUGCACUGAACCAAGUGAAUCCUGGAGCGUCUGCCAUGUUUUGUAAAAUGUAAUUAACAAUAAUAUACUAAACCAAA
This is a messenger RNA of Periophthalmus magnuspinnatus, 3287 nucleotides long. It is a transcript of the gene mgat2, whose product is annotated as alpha-1,6-mannosyl-glycoprotein 2-beta-N-acetylglucosaminyltransferase. The record is from RefSeq and is a predicted model, not a curated record. Gene Ontology annotation, molecular function: alpha-1,6-mannosylglycoprotein 2-beta-N-acetylglucosaminyltransferase activity. Gene Ontology annotation, biological process: protein N-linked glycosylation; oligosaccharide biosynthetic process. Gene Ontology annotation, cellular component: Golgi membrane; Golgi stack. The transcript has 2 exons. Bases 395 to 1852 code for a protein of 485 amino acids. Lineage: Eukaryota; Metazoa; Chordata; Actinopteri; Gobiiformes; Gobiidae.